CGCAGUAGCAGAGGAUCCAUGUCGAUCAAGAGCUUAGUGGAGCCUCGAGGACAUGACGUUGGCAAUUGCAACGCCUCGACUGCUCUGACUUUACGCGAGAUCAAGACGAGUCUCAUGGACACUGGGGCAGGUCGGAUGAGGUGACAGCGACGAGCUAAAGACGAAACGGCCAUGGCUCGGAGAUCAAGGUCUCCCUCGACACCCAAGGGGAAUGGACAUGCCACCGCGUCAGCUCCUGUUGACACCACGCACGAUUACACCGAUGAAGACCACGCCGGCGAUACUGCCAGCCAUGGGGCAAGAUCCAAGUCACUUCCCUGCCAUCCGUCACUGUAUCCGUCUGGCCAGACAUCGCUGUCCUCCAUCGGAAUCCAGGCCUUCCUCCUAGGCUUCACGCUCGCCGCGUCCUUGCUGUCAACAACCUGGCUGGUCCUGCACGAGCGAACAAUCUGGCGACUGCCUGCAUUCUUUGCGUGCCUCAGCUGGUUCCACUUUUUCGAGUACUGGACGACCGCUCACUUCAACACGCCCGCCACGCAAGCCGCGAGCUUCCUGCUCCUCAGCAACGGCAAGGCUUACAACACCGCACAGAGCCUGGCGGCCCUGGAGAUCGUCGUGUCCAAUUUUCUGCCUUCUUACCAAGCGCUUGGUGUCAGCGACUACACCAUUGCGGCGGGCAUCGUUCUCAUCGUCAUUGGACAAGUAGUGCGAAGUGUGGCCAUGGCUCAGGCUGGGACAAACUUCAAUCAUACCCCGCAGAAAGUCCGCAAAGAAGGCCAUGUCCUAGUCACCAGGGGAGUCUACGGCUGGUUGAGGCACCCUAGCUAUUUCGGCUUCUUUUGGUGGGCGCUUGGCACGCAGAUACUGGUCGGGAAUAAGAUUUGUACGUUUGGGUAUCUGCUUGUCCUAUGGUACUUCUUCCAGCAGAGGAUCGAAGUGGAAGAGAAGCUACUCGUCGAGUUCUUUGGCGAAGAGUACGAAGCGUUCCGUCAUCGCACGAGGACGGGUAUUCCGUUCAUACCUUAGACAUGAAUGGUAUGCAGUAUUCAAUUGCGUUGAUGAGCGCGCACCCUUUACACUCUCGUAUUCAUCCACCCUGUCACAACCAGUCCU
This is a messenger RNA of Neohortaea acidophila, 1113 nucleotides long. Its product is annotated as Isoprenylcysteine carboxyl methyltransferase family-domain-containing protein. Gene Ontology annotation, molecular function: protein C-terminal S-isoprenylcysteine carboxyl O-methyltransferase activity. The coding region runs from base 172 to 1026 and encodes 284 amino acids. The record is from RefSeq and is a predicted model, not a curated record. Gene Ontology annotation, biological process: C-terminal protein methylation. The transcript is spliced from 3 exons. Gene Ontology annotation, cellular component: membrane; endoplasmic reticulum. Lineage: Eukaryota; Fungi; Ascomycota; Dothideomycetes; Mycosphaerellales; Teratosphaeriaceae.